Mucor velutinosus is the source of this 285-nucleotide messenger RNA. RefSeq lists its product as uncharacterized. NCBI's taxonomy places the organism in Eukaryota, Fungi, Mucoromycota, Mucoromycetes, Mucorales, Mucoraceae. The transcript has 2 exons. The record is from RefSeq and is a predicted model, not a curated record. The coding region runs from base 1 to 285 and encodes 94 amino acids.
AUGUCUUUCCCUAUGCAUAAGGAAUACCCCUCUACACAGCGCCUGGAUAUCCAUUUGGAGAACGAUAGUAGGGUGUACUUUAACGAGAACGAAAGUUCUGACCAGGUCUUGAGUCGCACACUUCCAGAAACAACCCUGACAGCUUGGUUCAAGUACAAUCUCGAAAAUCCUGAAGACAACGAAGCUAAGCAAACUUUGUAUCCGGACUUCUGUGAAAAAGUUUUGGUGGAGCCAUUGGCAGAGUCUACCCUGUAUCUCCAAAAGAUAUUGAAAAGUAUCAUUUAA